Messenger RNA from Ylistrum balloti, 2056 nucleotides. RefSeq names its product S-phase kinase-associated protein 1. The record is from RefSeq and is a predicted model, not a curated record. NCBI's taxonomy places the organism in Eukaryota, Metazoa, Mollusca, Bivalvia, Pectinida, Pectinidae. Gene Ontology annotation, biological process: SCF-dependent proteasomal ubiquitin-dependent protein catabolic process. The transcript is spliced from 5 exons. Gene Ontology annotation, molecular function: cullin family protein binding. The coding region runs from base 79 to 567 and encodes 162 amino acids. Gene Ontology annotation, cellular component: nucleus; cytoplasm.
CGUACUAUUCGUCACAAAAAGAGAAGAGGUAGAUUCUACCAUUAUACGUCUCUGAUUCUACCAAGAAAAUUAUAGAAGAUGCCGAACAUCAAGUUACAGAGUUCUGAUGGAGAUAUAUUUGAGAUAGAAGUUGAUAUUGCUAGGCAAUCUGUCACCAUCAAGACAAUGUUGGAAGACUUGGGUGUUGAUGAGGAUGAUGAAGAGCCAGUCCCUCUCCCAAAUGUUAAUGCAGCAAUCCUAAAGAAGGUAGUACAGUGGUGUACAUAUCAUAAGGACGACCCACCACCACCAGAGGAUGAUGAGAACAAAGAAAAACGUACAGAUGAUAUCUGUUCAUGGGAUGCAGAAUUCCUCAAAGUUGAUCAAGGAACACUAUUUGAAUUAAUUCUGGCAGCCAACUAUCUGGAUAUCAAAGGUUUACUGGAUGUCACAUGUAAGACUGUAGCCAACAUGAUCAAAGGCAAAUCACCAGAGGAAAUAAGAAAAACAUUUAAUAUCAAGAAUGAUUUCACGCCAGCAGAGGAAGAACAGGUACGAAAGGAAAAUGAAUGGUGUGAAGAAAAAUAGAUAUAUAGAUUGUAAUCUGUCCUGUCUCCUUGUAUUUAAAAAGCAACUGAGAUGUUAUAUAAACUAUCGGAGUAGGCUCUCACCUCAACAUCAAUCAUAUAUCUUAUUUAUGGACUUUACUGAAGCCUGUUGUGAGUAAUCUCCCCUGGUCCAACAGAGAAGGACAAAAAUCUACUGUCAAGUUGGUGACAAGAUUUUUGUGAAGACUCAUAGGGAUGUGUAUUCUGAAACUAUGUGGCAAAUACUGUAAUGAGACUGGCUAUUCCUGAGCAAGCAUUAAAUGGCUAGCCAGUUACUGUUUAUGUAACUGAUUUUUCUGGAGGUCAUCUAUGCCAGUGUAAUGAUCACAUGUUUAUCUGUACAUGUUUGUCCCUUUAGCACAGCUUGUUUUACCUGAAGGUGAUAUUUUGUAUAGUAAAAUGCAAAUGUAUUAAAAAAGUAAUUUAACAUUUGAAGAAGGCUUAGUAUUGUGUUAUGGAACAUUUCAAUACAACCGUUUGGCAUUGAGCGUGUACAUGUAUCUGUUGAAUUCUAAUUUCUAAUUUAAAAAUAAGCAUACAUUUCAUUUCCAUACUGUGAUUCAGUGGAUGGGUUUUAAUUAUUUGAAUAACAACAUGUAUUUGUGACAUAUUAGUUGUUCUUUUGAAAGACUUUGAAGCUAGUCUAGUUCCGGUCUCUUUUUGUACAUUUGUAUUUGUGUAUAUAGCUUUUUUUUCUCAUUUUCUAUGUUUUAUCUAAACAUUGAAUCCGGUACAUUGUUAAGCUAAAUGUAAACAUUUUACUAUGUAAGAAUUAGACUGCCAGUACUAGCAAGAAAGCAUCCAAAUAGAUUUUAGCUUUAUGGAUUUCUUGUUAAUUAUUGAAAAUUCUGAAAUGUGAUUCAUUCUUGAGUGUAAACCCCAUACAUUACAUAUACAUAGCUGAUGAUACAUCUAUCAAAGAAAAGAUACAGAAGUUUGAUAGUGCUAUAGAUAAUAGAAUAAUAGUGACAUUCACUGUUUUUAAUCAUUCUUUGAGCAAACCUCUAAAUGUGUAUGUUCCUUCAGGUUUAAAGAAUGCUUUAACUGCCAAUAUUGUUAACAUGAAAAGGAGGAAAUUGUCCAUGUCGUGGGAUGUUAUACCUACCACACCUCAGUGUUUUUGUUUCCUCUUUUCUUCUUUCUUAAUUUUGUUGGUUGUUUUAAAGAUAACAUUCUAUCGUGAUUUUUAUGUAUAAAAGUAGGAUUAAUAGAAUCUCUUUUUGCAUUAAACUAGUAAUAAGAAGUGCCAUGUAUAUUCAGUCUUUUAAAUCUCCAUAUUAAGAGUAUUUUAAUAUACGUGGUUUACUAUGAACAAUGGUCCUAAAAACUUAUUUUCCUGACUAACUGGUUGUGUUCUGUCAGGAUUUCCUGGUUUGAUGUUUCGCUUACUCUGCCCUUUAAUUCUGAUGAUUGUGUUUCCUUGUUUGUGUGAUAAUUCAUGAAUCCACAUUAAAUCCAUGUCAACAUUU